GGAAGUGACGUCGUGCGGGCGGGCCUGGCCGCGCACAAUGGGCCAUGGAGUUCCCUUUCGAUGUGGAUGCGCUGCUCCCGGAGCGGAUCACGGUGCUGGACCAGCACCUGCGGCCCCCGGCCCGCCGACCCGGAACCACAACGCCGGCCCGUGUUGAUCUGCAGCAGCAAAUUAUGACCAUUGUCGAUGAACUGGGCAAGGCUUCUGCUAAGGCCCAGCACCUUCCUGCUCCAAUCACCAGUGCGUCAAGGAUGCAGAGUAACCGCCAUGUUAUCUAUGUGCUCAAAGACACUUCUGCCCGGCCGGCUGGGAAAGGAGCUAUUGUUGGUUUCCUGAAAGUUGGAUACAAGAAGCUCUUUGUACUGGAUGACCGAGAGGCUCACAAUGAGGUGGAGCCACUUUGCAUCCUAGACUUUUACAUACAUGAGUCACUGCAGCGUCACGGCCACGGGCGAGAACUCUUCCAGUAUAUGCUGCAGAAGGAACGGGUUGAGCCCCAUCAGCUAGCCAUCGACAGACCCUCUCAGAAGCUGCUGAAGUUCCUGAACAAGCACUACAGUCUGGAGACCACAGUCCCGCAGGUGAACAACUUCGUGAUCUUCGAAGGCUUCUUCGCGCACCAGCACCGGCCCCCCGCCCCCUCUCUGAGGGCCUCACGACUGUCCCGCGCCGCUGCUGCCGAGCCCGCACCCACCGCGCCAGCAAGGAAGCUGCCCCCCAAGAAGGCCGAGGGCGACAUCAAGCCCUACUCUUCUAGCGACCGCGAGUUUCUCAAGGUCGCGGUGGAGCCGCCGUGGCCCCUAAACAGAGCCCCGCGCCGCGCAACCCCUGCGGCGCACCCGCCCCCGCGCUCCAGCAGCCUGGGCAGCUCACCGGAGCGGGGCCCCCUGCGCCCCUUCGCGCCCGAGCAGGAGCUGCUGCGGUCCCUGCGGCUGUGCCCACCGCACCCAACCGCCCGCCUCCUGCUGGCCACCGACCCCGGGGGCAGCCCCGCGCAGCGCCGGCGCACCAGCUCCCUUCCCCGCUCUGAUGAGAGUCGAUACUGACGCCGCCCCUCCCUGAGCGGCUCAGGCCCUCCUCCCUGCAUCUUCCAGACCGUGGACCCUGUCGGAGCCCAUGGGAAUUCCUCUGCCCCUCUCAGACAGCUGGGUUGUCAGGGUGCCACGUGGGCUAAUACCGCAGCUCUUCCGACCACAGAAGCGCCCCUUACUGGCCCAACCUGUGCCCUGCACUCCCUCCACAGCCUGGGCUGCUCA
This is a messenger RNA of Octodon degus (degu), 1256 nucleotides long. It is a transcript of the gene Atat1, whose product is annotated as alpha tubulin acetyltransferase 1. The record is from RefSeq and is a predicted model, not a curated record. Gene Ontology annotation, biological process: alpha-tubulin acetylation. NCBI's taxonomy places the organism in Eukaryota, Metazoa, Chordata, Mammalia, Rodentia, Octodontidae. The coding region runs from base 45 to 1046 and encodes 333 amino acids. The transcript has 11 exons. Gene Ontology annotation, cellular component: microtubule. Gene Ontology annotation, molecular function: tubulin N-acetyltransferase activity.